This is a messenger RNA of Arabis nemorensis, 909 nucleotides long. NCBI's taxonomy places the organism in Eukaryota, Viridiplantae, Streptophyta, Magnoliopsida, Brassicales, Brassicaceae. The record is from the annotation of a GenBank genome assembly.
AUGGGAUUACUCUCGAACAAGAUCUGCAGAGAUGAUCUGAAACCAGGAGAUCACAUCUAUACAUGGCGUACCGCUUAUACCUACUCACAUCACGGAAUCUAUGUAGGUGAUGGGGAAGUCAUCCAUUUUACCCGUCGAGGUGAUCUAGAGACCAAAACCGGAGCUUUCUUGGACAAGAUCGAGGAAGCCAUACAUUUCACUCGUCCAAGUGUUCCACAGACCCGAACGGGAAGUUUCUUGAACAAGAUCGGGGAGCUCAUACAUUUCACUCGUGGAGGUGUUCUAGAGACCCGAGUGGGAACUUUCUUGGACAAGAUCACUAGUAUUUCAAUUCCCAGUCAUGGAGGAGGCAACUAUCCGUGUCUUAUUUGUGGAGAUCAAUCCAAUCUCGAUGGUGUGAUCUCUUCUUGUCUUGAUUGUUUCCUCUCCGGAGGAAACCUUCAUCUUUACGAAUACGGUGUAUCUAAGGCUAUCCAUAUGGCAAACCCACGAGGCGGUACCUGCACAAUAGCACUCUCAGAUCCUUCUGAUGAAGUCAUUUCACGUGCUACAUUCCUCUUCCUGCGAAAGGGGUUUGGCGCUUACGAUCUUAUACAGAACAAUUGUGAAAGUUUUGCAAUCUACUGCAAAACUGGUUUGGUUGUCCCACCAGACGCCAAGUUUGGAAGUAGCGGUCAAGCCAAUACGGUGUCUGUAGCAGGCGGGGUGUUAAAGAGAUGCACAACAGCUUCUCUGGUUCCUCUAACACUUGGUACUGUAGUUUUCGCUGGUUUGGUUUUGCAAGGUUAUGGUACGUACUGUUUUGUUCGCAUGAAUUCCGAUGUUGGUGUGAGAAAAGAUGUUUGCAAGAUCCCUGUCGAAGAGCUCGCUACUUUUUAUUCUGAUAACAACAACAAGAAGUCUACUUAG